CUAGCCCACUAAGCCCAAGUGGCCCAAAACCAAAUAAUCUUGAUUCUUUGAUUAAACCUAAGUACCUGAUAUUUUUUUUCCCCGGAUCAGCGACCAACCGACCCAGCGGCCAGCGUCUUCCUCUGCGAUUUUCCGGCGACGAGCGGGCAGCGACCAGCGUCUUCCUCAGCGAGUCUGCGGCUUCAGCUCAGCGCCUCAUCUUCUACAUUCUUCAGCGCAUCACCUCAAUCCUUAGCAUCAUCAUCUACUCUCUUCUUUGAUUUUAGGGUUUUGGGUAAUUUGCUGCAGCACUCUCCACCCGAUCGAAAAUGUCGAAGAAGAACAAUUUGGCUCUCCGCAGAAAGCAACACGAAUUCGAUCUCCAAAGAGAGAAGCAAGCGAAGGAACAGAAGGAGAAGAAGCUACAAGCCAAGAAGGACAAGAUGAAAGUGGAUGGAAAGAGCAAGAAGAAAGGCGGCAGUAAAUUCAAAGUUGGGAAGAAGAAAUUGAAGACGAAAUUGACGCCAUUGGCAAAAGCCAAAGCUGCACAAGCUAUGGAGGUUGACAAUUAGGAGCACUUGUAAAAUGGUAUGAUCAUAUUUACAAUGUUUGGAGCAAUACUCAACUAAGUUGUUAAUGAACUUAAUGGGAAGAUUAAUGUUGAAUUUUUCUUCAAUCUCCAUCUGUGUUUAUCUGGUUAAAUUUCCAUUUUUUGUCUAUUUCCAACGGAGCUCAAAGGCUCAUUAUUGUCAAUGUUUUAGUUCAAACACACAAUCAACUAAGAGGGUGUUU
Messenger RNA from Cuscuta campestris, 771 nucleotides. NCBI's taxonomy places the organism in Eukaryota, Viridiplantae, Streptophyta, Magnoliopsida, Solanales, Convolvulaceae. The record is from the annotation of a GenBank genome assembly.